This is a messenger RNA of Phaedon cochleariae (mustard beetle), 689 nucleotides long. The record is from the annotation of a GenBank genome assembly. Lineage: Eukaryota; Metazoa; Arthropoda; Insecta; Coleoptera; Chrysomelidae.
GUAUUUAUCAAAUUUUGACUAUUCUAGUAAUUCAGGGUUUACUGUGGAGAUACUACUAAACAGAGCUGAAUAUUCUUGGUAUGGGCCAGGGAAAAAGUCAAUUUACCGAUGAGGAAUUACAAGACUACCAGGACCUGACAUACUUUACAAAGAAAGAAGUUUUGCAUGCUCAUCAUAAAUUCAAAGCUUUAGCCCCAGAAAAAGUGGGACACAACAAGAAUGCAAAACUGCCCAUGGUCAAAAUACUACAAUAUCCAGAGUUAAGUGUUAACCCAUUUGGUGAAAGAAUUUGCAUGAUAUUCAGUUCAAGCCAGGAUGGUGACUGCACCUUUGAAGAUUUCUUAGACAUGAUGUCUGUUUUCAGUGAAACUUCCCCUAAGUCUGUAAAAGCAGAGCAUGCAUUUAGAAUAUUUGAUUUUGAUGGAGAUGAUAUGUUGGGUGUGUCUGAUUUGAUGAAAGUUGUCAAUAAACUAACAGGUGACAAAAAACUGAGUGAAUCUGAAAUGAAUAUGGUGAUCCAAAAUAUUCUAGAAGAAGCAGAUCUGGAUGAUGAUGGUUCAUUAUCUUUUGCUGAGUUUGAACAUAUUACAGAUAGAUCUUCUGAUUUUCUGAGGUCUGGAAUGACCAUGCUCAUCAGUUGUGGACCCUACACUAGGAGGUUCCACAAUAACAUCAUAAAUGAUACCUAA